This is a messenger RNA of Danaus chrysippus (African queen), 906 nucleotides long. The record is from the annotation of a GenBank genome assembly. Lineage: Eukaryota; Metazoa; Arthropoda; Insecta; Lepidoptera; Nymphalidae.
AUGUUUAAGCGCAUUAUUAAAAACAGUAUAUUUGUUCGACACACUGCUUUUGUACCUGCUUAUAAAGCUCCCGUCCAAGAAGAUUUUGAUAAGCUAAGAGAAUUUCUCAUCAAAAAUAAACAGCUUCUUAUUCUCACUGGAGCUGGUAUAUCUACAGAGUCAGGUAUACCAGAUUACAGAUCAGAGGAAGUAGGAUUGUAUGCACGAAGUAAUCAUAAACCAAUUCAAUACCAGGAGUUUGUGAAAUAUCCUAGAGUCAGACAGAGAUAUUGGGCAAGAAAUUUUGUAGGCUGGCCCAGAUUUAGUGCUGUGAAGCCUAAUGCAACACAUCAUGUUAUUAGAGACCUAGAAAAGAUAGGAAAAGUAUCUUCAGUGGUUACACAGAAUGUUGAUAGACUCCAUCAUAAAGCGGGUUCAGAAAAUGUUAUUGAACUCCAUGGAACGGGUUAUAUUGUUAAAUGUUUAAAUUGUCCAUAUGAAAUAGAUCGUUUUAAGUUGCAAGAUAUAUUAAUGAAAAACAAUCCCGGUAUGAAAAGCAGCUUUGAUAUGAUAAGGCCAGAUGGAGAUGUGGAGCUAUCCAAAGAACAAGUAGAAAAUUUCAGGACCCCUCUCUGUCCAGAAUGUGAAGGGCCUUUAAAACCUGAUAUAGUAUUCUUUGGAGAUAAUGUACCAAAGCAAAGAGUGGAACAAGUUAGGAACGAAGUUAGUUGUAGUGAUGCUGUAUUUGUACUUGGUUCAAGUUUAACUGUGUACUCAAGUUAUAGAAUAAUUCUCCAGGCCAAAGAAGAAGGGAAAGAAGUUGCCAUUUUAAAUAUAGGUCCUACAAGAGCAGAUGACUUAGCAGAUCUUAAGGUUUCAACAAAGUGUGGUGACAUACUAGUAGAUAUAUGCAAAACAAUUAUAUAA